AAUUUUAAUUUAAAAGUUUUCCCAGUAUUCAAAUUUUUCAAUUAAUAGUCUUUUUUAAAUAAAAUAAAAUAUUUAAUCUAAAGAAACAUUAGUUUCAAAUUAAAUACGAUUUGUGUCGAAAAGUUAACCAUAAGUUAACCUAAAGAUAACCUAUCGAUAUUAUCCCAGAACCACAAAAUAUCAUAACUAGUUAUUCCUACUAUAUGGAUGGGGCGUGCUUAGCCGCUCUUUUGUCCUUUUGUAUUCGUAAAAAUAAAGUUUUAUGACCAACUACACCUACAAUAUGACUCUCUCACAAAAUAUAACUUUUGUUAUGUAUGUACAUCAUUUGCGAUUACUGAUUAAAGUCUGAGACAAGUCAGUAGCUACAAUAGAUUAGUGCGUUUCAGGAGACAUACAGCGACUGUAUAACAAAUAUUUAAUUUGCCUAAGCACAUCUGUCAUCUAGUCUAUUAGCAAAGUGAUUUAAAACAUCAUCAACAAUUUCUAAUUUUGUAUGAAAUGUUUAAAACACUACAAACAGUGUACAAUUUUCAUCGGUUCAAGAGAAUUCACGUGCUGUACCACGUUUAUUUAACUUUGAUCGCUGUUGGAAGUUUGUAGACGACCGUUUAUUGUAAAAUAUAGCAUAGGAUGGCCAAAUUUACUCCAUUUCAACGUUUGAAUAUGAAACCAUUACCGUCAUAGACUAAUUCGUAUGCGAUUUCGAGAAGCGCAUAUAAAACGCUCUUUUAUCGAAAUAAAAACAAAUAAUAUAUAAACUUAAAUUGUAUGAAAUAUCGUGUGGUCAUUUUAAACACAGAAGGUUACCAAUUCAGUUAAGGUUUUAUUACAAUUGUACGGUUUUAACGGAUCUUUGCUGUGGUAGAUUAAGAGUUACAUUUCAUUUACUUAUUUUUCCAAGUCACAGAUAAUACACAAAUAACUUAUUUACGCAGGUUGAACCCGCUAAAGAAUUUGGAAAACUGAGUAGGUGGAUAGCUCUCACACUUUUGUAGGCUCUGUUUUAUAAAGAUUCGUAGUUAGUUUUGUCAAAAACUAUCUUUACAGAUAGUUUAAGUACGAUUCCCACCGAACGGGCGGAGUCGGAGCGCAUUUUACAUUUGUAUGGCCGCAAGCCGGUCGGCUACUCGCGGAUGCGGACGGCUCUGGACGGACUCCAUCGCUUCUGCCAUACAUAUUGUAUAGGCACAUUGAAAAUUUGCUCCAGUGCGGCCCGAUUCCACCUGGUCGGUGGAAAUCGUGCAUUAUAAGUUUUUUGACACAAAAUAUUAUGGAUAUAUAUUUUAUAGAAAACCGAGCUCACUCAGUUUGGUGUGGACAUGGAUCUAAAUUGUGGACUAGAGAGUACAGUUAAAUCAAUAAUUAUUGAGUAGGUAAUAUUACUGUGACUACAGUUUUUUUAUAAAAUACAGUUGAAUUACCUACAUGAAAUUGUUUUACUUAAUAUGUUCAUCAAUUAAAAAAUCGUAACGUUAACCUUACACAAAUUCCUCUACUGUAAAUACUGUAUAGCUUGCUGCUGGGGCCCAUUUCUCGAAUGCUAUUAAAGCUCGACCAGAAAUAUAUGAUCAUUGUCAAGAGGGCGCUGUUAUUCUCAUGUAUAGGGUGACAGUUCAGUUUAGUAUGGAAAAUUUCGUUCCAAUGAAAUUCCGCACUGAUCCGAAUUUUACUGAUCAGACUUUAGACAACUUAUUAUUAGUCAACAAACUGUCAAAUCGUAUGGGUUUCCAUCACAACACUAAUAAUAUUAGCCUAACAUGGUUCGAGAAAUGGGCCCCUGGACUUAGCUGAUACACUGUUGUGCACCCCUCAACCCCGCCCCCCGAAAUUUUUCAGUCCGAAUUUUGCAAAAUAAGGAUCCAAAAUUAAAGCAAACAGACGGUUGCGGCCCUAAGAGCCUAGCCAAGAUGUCGAUCGUUUAUAGAAAACGCCAAUCGACACUUAAUAAUGUAUGGAAAUAUUCACGUGACUCGUCGUAGCAUCACGAUACUUUUUUUCUUUUCGUUUGGCGUUUGUCAAUGUACGAUUGUCAUCUUGUUUAUGCCCUCUGUGAUUUAUGAGAUUGCUGCAAAUCGAUUUACUUUAAGUUACUUUUUACAUGGCCCCAUUUUUUCAAACUGCUAUCAGUUUACUAUUCCUAUAAUUUUGGGCCAUCGGUGCAGUGUAGACUAGUAGUGAACAUUUAUGAUAUUGACAUUAAACUUCUUCUUCAACAUUUAUUCAGCAAAUAGGCCACAAGGGCACUUCUACACGUCAACAUGGAAAUUACAUACAAGCAAAAACAAGCACAUUAACAAUUAUAAGAUACAAUUCAUUUAAAAUAUUACUGCGAACUGAAAAAAAAGUAAAAGUAAGUAAAGUAUUAUUAUUACUUAGAGAUGUAUAAAGUCUCUUAAUGUCGAAUUACAGAAAAAUCAAAAAUAAUAAUAAAAAAACAAACAGAUAAAAAAAAUCUUAAAUUAUUUAGAGGUGUAAAUAUCUCUAAAUGAUUUGUUAUUUAGAGAUAUUUACACCCGAGAGAGAGAGAGAUGUAUAGUGUCUAAGAGUCAAAAUUCUGUAUAAUUAAAACAUUGAUUACGAUAAAAGAAACAUACGAGAACCGAAUGAGGUGUCUCACUGUAAUUAUACUCAAACAUAAAGUUAGCUUAAAGAGACCAGUCUCCACAAACAACGAGUAUGACGCGUAUCUCAGCCACCUGUACGAACAUUACGUUUCUUACAUGUUACUCAGUAGUUGUAACUCUGCGGGGUAAACAUUCAGUGCAAAUAGUACCUAAUGAGCGACGACGGCCGAUAACUUGUCUUAUACAGCAUGCUACCAGAAAACACUACCUUGAUAGUACCUGGUGGUUGGUCGAAAAUCAACAUAUUUGCAAUGUAUUUGUUUUAAUUAAACAAAUGUAUACGUAACGUAUGUUAUUUUUGCCUUCGCGGAAUCGUUGAACCCCGAGUCGUAUUAAAUUUCACAGCUAAUGUACUUGCGCAGGUUACGCGUACUUCAGGAAAUGUGGUCUACACUACACGACAUACAUUAUUUUUCUACAAAUAUACACACUGUAUUAUGAAGUACAGUUACAACUGAAGUUAUCUUGAGUCAAUUCCAGUAGCACGAGUAUCGUACAUUUGGUUAGUUUAAUUAAGUUGAUUGUUGAUGUUCUGGUUUAUUUAGAAAGAACCAUGCAUUGUGCUCAAAAUUACAAAUCGGAAAAUGUUGACGAAAGGUUACUUCGCCAAAUACAGAAUUUUGAUAAAAUCGAAACAGAUAACGAAAACAUUCCGAGACAACGGCUUACCGAAAGAUUAAAAUAUCUGAGAUCAAACAUAACUGUGGAACCCGUUAUGGCUGGUCUGGUUAUACCGGCGACCUUGGCAAAACUCGCAAUUCAAAAUUUAAAUUUGGCUAAAGCUUGUCUUGUGAAACUACAUUAUGGUCCUGAAAUAUGUAAUCCCUUAAUUGAUAAACAUGGCAGCAACUUUACUGAAUAUGAGCGAGAAGUACAGAAAGUCAUUUCGUCGAUAGAAACAUGGAGAAGCAUAAUUCAUACCGCCUUGCCAACGCUCGUCGUGAUGUUUAUGGGGGCCUGGAGCGACAGAACUGGCAACAGAAAAAUCUGCAUGUUGCUUCCUAUUUUCGGAGACUUAUUGAUGACUGUAAGCAAUAUAAUAUGCACUAUGCUCUUUUACGAGAUCCCCGUAGAAGUUACAAUGUUUUUAGAAGUAUUGUUCCCGGCCAUCACUGGAGGUUGGGUAACUAUUUUUAUUGGAAUUUUUAGCUAUAUUAGUGACAUUACUACCCCUGAGACCAGAACGUUUCGUAUUGGCUUGGUGAACUUGUGCCUAACGAUCGGGAUACUCAUAGGAACUAGUUUGAGUGGAAUUAUACUAAAAUCUUUUGGUUACGUGGGGACAUUUCUAAUAUCUGGUUGUUUAUACCUACUGACAAUGAUAUACGGUUACAUUUGUUUAAAAAAUAAUACAAAACCACCGAAAACGGAAAUCAAAAAGUUUAAGUUUUCAGAAUUGCUGUCCCUACAAAAAGAUACACUAUGUGUCAUCACCAAGGAAAGGCCGGGCGACUUAAGAUUGAUGAUUAUUUUAAACUUAUUAGUAGUUGCUAUUACUUAUGGACCCAGUCAUGGUAUGUUCAUUUUUUUAAUUACUCAUGUUUUAUAGGGAAUGUAGGUACAGUCAGCAUCAAAAGUAUUUACCAUACUCUGAUAGCUGUAAAAAAUAUAGAAUAAUUAAACUGUUGCAAAUACCUUUAAACACAACCUGUUGAGACACUUAUACCUCAAAUUGGGAUAGGAUCCUUUUAACGCGUUGUUUCGUACGCUACUAUUGAUCUUAACUAUACCUGAUCCUCGUUUAUAGGUAUUAAUUUUAUAGUUUCAGUUAGA
This is a messenger RNA of Cydia pomonella (codling moth), 4400 nucleotides long. RefSeq names its product proton-coupled folate transporter-like. Gene Ontology annotation, biological process: transmembrane transport. Gene Ontology annotation, molecular function: transmembrane transporter activity. NCBI's taxonomy places the organism in Eukaryota, Metazoa, Arthropoda, Insecta, Lepidoptera, Tortricidae. The record is from RefSeq and is a predicted model, not a curated record. The coding region runs from base 3181 to 4176 and encodes 331 amino acids. The transcript is spliced from 2 exons. Gene Ontology annotation, cellular component: membrane.